UGCAACGUGGUCAAUAUCAACGUGGUCAUACACAACGUGGUCGAUAUUAACGUGGUCAAUCGGGACUGUGGUCAAUAUUAACGUGGCCAAACGAGGGCCACUCGAACCAGCUUAUUCACGAAUAACCUCAACGAGAGGUUAUGCCCCUAUCCGCAACCUGGGGACGCGUUCGGGCCCCCUGAGCUGGGGUUCUCCAAUUCCGGCCAAACCAUGCAUCCCCCGGCAAACCAGGCAACGCACGUCGCCAGAAUCGAAGCCGAAAACCUAACCUAACCCACCUAACCCACCCUUUAUGUAGGUGUGGGUUGAAUCGUACUUUGUGUAGAUAUCAUAUCAACCAGGUUAUCAAACUUAUUUUUCUCCGCAUAUAAUGAUUUCGGAGCGAAACUACUGUGUAUCGAUCAUGUCUUUCAUAUUUAAAAUAACUGCUAUAUUUUCGAAACUUUUUGUUAAGAAAUAUUUAAUAGAAAUCGAACGCCGGCUAAAACUUUCUCAAGGUCGCUCAGGAGGGUGACCUUGAGAAAGUUUUAGCCGGCGUUCGUUUUCUAUUAAAUAUUUCUUAACAAAAAGUUUCGAAAAUAUAGCAGUUAUUUUAAAUAUGAAAGACAUGAUCGAUACACAGUACACUUAACAACAUAUGUCAAGGUCAAGGUCAUCGGAGCUGACUCCCUUAGUACAAAAUUAUCUUAAGAUUUAAUUAGUAAUAUAAAAGUUAUUUAAGAAUAUUGAUUCAGAAACUUAAACCUAAAGGACAAAUAUCUUGAUAAAAAAUUAUAGGGACUUGAGGAGUUAUUUUUCCCUACUCUACAAGUCAACUAGAGAUUGCUCUCCUUUACUGUAACAUUCUUUAUACAUACAUAUAAAUUAUUGGAUGGAUACACUAUUUAAGUAAUAGUUUAUAUUUUACUCUCUGGAGUAUCUAUUUAUUAAUCUUAUCAGUGAUUUAUUCUUUUAUUCAGUAGAACAAUACAGAUUCUAAACUUGUUUCAAGGUCAUAACAUGUCUGGAGUGGAUGGUAACAGUACGGAGGGGGAAUCGGCAUGUGGCCGCGGACCUGCUCAGACUGGCCCUGGCUGUUACCGCAAUUACGAACAUUAUAGUCUAUUGCGACAGCGGCGUAAUGCGUCCAAUGCUUGUUUCCCGAAUUUACCCAAUGACCUGCCUACUACACCUGACAGCCCAAAUCGUCGGCUUCUCGAUUUUGUCCAGAAUGUACCGGGUGUUCAGAAUGAUGAUUACUAUCAGGACGAAAUGCCAGCACAGCAUGCCAAUCAAGGGAAUGUGACAUCUAGCGCAAUGUCCGACAGCACGCGUUGACCAGCAUCGUUGAGCGAAGCUACCGAGAGUAUCACUCGUCACACAUUCGCUUGUUCACACGCAAAUUUACUACUGCUCUAACAUGUCGGACCUUGCCAAGCCUUAUCAACUCGUCCGAUCAGCAAUGUGUGCCGAUUCUCUUCGCUAAGUAUAUACUCCUUCCUUCCGGACACAAACGGUUUCAGCUUUUCUCAACGAAAGAACAUACGUAUCGGACCCAUAACACAAGGCGGAAAAAUUAUAAACUUUGAUGUAAACACGCGAAUUAUAUUAGUGUUCAUCGACGACUCAAAUUGAAGAGUCGAUCGCGAUAAUAGAAAGUUAGAUAAACUAGGAGCUCAAUGUAUAAUAAAAAGUAUACAUACAGAAUUCUCAAUAUGCAUCUCGAUUUCUGUAAUGAAAUUGACCGAAAAUUUCUAAUCUAAUAUAUAUUUUAUUUGUAUUCGACUUUUAUGUAUCAGAAACAGAAAUCAAAUUUAAUCGUCAACAGAACCAAAUUUAUAAAUAU
Vollenhovia emeryi is the source of this 1825-nucleotide messenger RNA. RefSeq names its product potassium voltage-gated channel protein Shab-like. NCBI's taxonomy places the organism in Eukaryota, Metazoa, Arthropoda, Insecta, Hymenoptera, Formicidae. Bases 1000 to 1317 code for a protein of 105 amino acids. The record is from RefSeq and is a predicted model, not a curated record. The transcript has 2 exons.